Emiliania huxleyi CCMP1516 is the source of this 915-nucleotide messenger RNA. RefSeq lists its product as hypothetical. Gene Ontology annotation, cellular component: membrane. The record is from RefSeq and is a predicted model, not a curated record. The transcript has 12 exons. NCBI's taxonomy places the organism in Eukaryota, Haptophyta, Isochrysidales, Noelaerhabdaceae. The coding region runs from base 1 to 915 and encodes 304 amino acids.
AUGGGUGCCGGAGAGAAGCCAUGCACAGGCCAGGCGUCGGCAGUCUUCGUCAUUGGCCUCGUGGCGGGCACCGGCUGCGUCAUCUUCUCAAAGACUCUCUUUGAGCUCAAGUCCGAGGGCCUGAACGGCGAGCUGCUUCCGUUCAAGCCGCAGGCGGCGAUGGACGCAGAGCCGCCGGUGACGGUCAAGACGCUGCUGAUGCUCGGCCUCCCCGCUGUCUUCGACCUCCUGUCGGUGCGGGUGCUUCUGAUGGUGGCGGGUCUCAUGCACAUCUCGGCGUCGAUCUGGAUGCUGCUGCGCGGCGGAGGGAUCGUCUUCGUCGCGCUGAUGAAGCAGUUCGCCCUCGGCGACCGUCUCACAUGCACGUUCUGCCAGUCGCUGCAGUACGUGUACGAGGAGAAGGUGAUGGCGGGCGACGCGCCGCCGUGGCUGCUGAUCGGGAUGGAGGGCUUCUUCGGCGCGCGCCUCUUGCACGAGCGGCACCAUGGCGUCGUCGAGUCGCUGCCGAACACGCUGCUGCAGAUCGAGCACUCGCAAGCGAUCCAGCGGAUGGCGCUCGGCUUCUGCGUCCUCGCGCUCGGCUUCUGCGUCCUCGUCUUCAUCCUCAACUCCUUCUCCGUCACCUUCAUGCUCUCCUCGGUCUGGCACGCGAUCCUCGACAACUUCCGGCCGAUCACAAUCUGGAUGCUCCGGCUGCCGCCGUUUGGGGCGACUCAGUCCCGAUCCUCUAAUAAAAAGGGUAAUACUGGCGCCGCCGCCUACAAUAAGAAUGAGAACGAGAAUGGGAAUGAGAUGCCCCCCUCAGGCACCGCCGUCUACAACGGCUCCGUCAAGCUGCCGUGGAGCCCGGACGGCGAGAACCUUCUCGGCUCGGGGCUCUUCGGCGGCGCCUCGCCUGGACGAGAUUUCCCAUAA